AUGUCUGCCAUUGGAGCUGCUAUAAACAAGCGAAGCUGUGGAAUGGAAGAAGUUGAUCGAAUCAGCAACUUGCCACUAGAUUUGACACAUAAAAUCCUAGAAUUUUUACCACUACAAGAAGCCGUUAAGACAAGCGUGUUGUCGCAAAAUUGGCGGUUUAAAUGGACUUCAAUACCACAGCUUAUAAUUGGCUUUCCAUGCCUUGUUUAUCUUAAAUUGGGAGGCUAUUAUAAUCGUGACACCCCUAAAAACAACGAAGUAUUGGAAACUCUUAUUUCAAGAUGCCCACAAUUUGAGAGCCUCUAUCUAGAUAUUCAUGAAGAGAUGGGUUUGACAAUUCAUGCUCCAAAACUUAAGAAGUUGUCAGUGAGCGGCUACAUUGAUAGUCUAUGCUUGGAAGAAAAUAUGGCUAUUAACGCACUAGGCCUGGAAAUUGUGUUUCAACUUAUAGCAGCUAAGUCGCUCAUUCACUUUUUCGCCUUGGAGGCUAUGCGAUAUUGUCGAGCUUCUCCAAAUGCUGAGUUAAAAAUCAAGACUGUGUAUGAGAGAAGAACAGGGUGGCUGACAUUAUAG
Chenopodium quinoa (quinoa) is the source of this 573-nucleotide messenger RNA. RefSeq names its product putative F-box/FBD/LRR-repeat protein At4g13965. The transcript has 3 exons. Gene Ontology annotation, molecular function: protein binding. The record is from RefSeq and is a predicted model, not a curated record. Lineage: Eukaryota; Viridiplantae; Streptophyta; Magnoliopsida; Caryophyllales; Amaranthaceae. Bases 1 to 573 code for a protein of 190 amino acids.